CAAGACAGGCGGAACUUUGCUGCUGGAGCCUCGCUCAGUCGGACCAGGAAGGAAGUGACCCAGCCGCUUCCGCUUCCCGGUCCAAAUAAAAAACAAAAAGUUGGCGGUAAAGAUGGAGGCUGAGUCGACUGAAACUUUGCGAAAUGACGAAACGAGUCAAGAAUACCGUGUUCAGGUGUCGACGAAGAAAGCGGUGGUCGAGCAGAUGAAUAAAUAUAAAGAAGUGUUGAAGAUGGUGAUGGAGGGGCAGGCGGCCGUUCCCGAGGAGACGAAGCGGCUCCUGCUGCAGGAGCUGCUGACGAACUUCGAGGCGGCGGUUCAGGACAACGUGCUGGUGAACGGACAGACUUGGGACGAAGCACCUGAGGAUGAGGAGGACGAGGCCAUCGCCCUGGAGACGCUGCUGGACGACACCAUCGUGGAAACCUCCAGGAGGCGCCGCAGGUUCCCCAAGGAGAUCCUGCCCCACGUGGUCCGCUCGCUCAAAGCCGAGCGCAAACUCAUGGGGCUGUAUGAGCAGGCAGUCAAACCUGAGCAGGUGACCAGAGACCCUGAGCAAGAGAGCAUCAUGAGCAGCCUGUCAGCAGCAGCUCCUGGCAUGGUGAAGCAGGCCAUCCAGGUCAUCAAGAGCUCAGAUGAUGAAGACAGGCGGCUGAAGAAGAGAGAGAAGAACAGAGUUGCGGCCCAGAGGAGCAGAAAGAGACAAACGCAGAGGGCCGAUCUCCUGCAUGAGACCUUUGAAUAUCUGCAGCGGAGGAACAGCCAGCUGAGGAGGGAGGUGGAUUCCCUGUCUGAGGAGCGGCGCCGGCUCUCCGAGGCUCUCAGGACCCACGAGCCCUUUUGUCCCAUCAUGCACUGCUCCUCAGCUUCCUCUGUGCCUCUGAACAAUGCCAUCUCUUGUCUCCAACCGGCCAGUGUACAGUAGAGUGAGGAUGCACUAGAGGGCGCUGUUUGACAUGGUUAUGGAUCCAGUGGUGAUUCAACAGGUGUGAGAUGCACCUCCAGAAGAGCAUCCUGAUGUGUAUUAUAGAUUAUAUUUAAUGAUUCCUAAAAUCCUUAAUUUAAGAAAAAGUAUUGAUACAGUCAUGGAAAAAUACUAAAAUAAGUCCUGUAUUCAAUAUGUCCUUUCAAUAAAAAUAUAUUAGUAUUAUGAGUAAAAUGUAGUUCAGUAUGAAAAGUUAGUUCCUUUGAGAGAUGUAAAUUAUUGCCGUAUUAACCCGUAUGAGGUAUUUUAAUGUAGCUCUAAUUGCUCCAUGCAGCCCAUUUCAUGUUUCGCAUGGAAAAGCUUUUAUUCUGAAAAGUAACCACCAACUCCAGCAGUCAGAUAAAUGUGAUGCAGGAAAAAAAAAAAAGUAUCAAGUUUUGUUUGCGAUUUCUUUUGGGUUCUUUUUUUCUUUUCUUCACUCUUAGCAACGACACUUUGGAGAAAACAAAGUGAACCAAUGUCGGAAAAACGAAGCGUAAAAAGGGCAUCAAACACCAGCACACCUCGCAACACAGGCUUUUCUGUGAUGAUGGGAAUGUUUCUCACUUCAAUAUUGGCACACCAAAAACAAAACAAAGUGCUGUCAGAUAUUAUGUCACAUCACUGCGGUCUCGUUUUGUUGAAACUACCUGAGGUCAUUUUCAUUCACCGCGCAUGCAGCUGGUGUUUCCCACAGCCACCGGCGGCUCAGAAAGCUCCAUAGAUGGUGUCUCUCAUUAGAAUAACACAACACGCUGGUGCGUCGCUGUGGUUUGGUGAAGUCGACGGACUCGACGCCGAAUGAAAGUCCCACUUCCCCACUGUGACCGUAUUCACAUCAGUUUUCGCAGUUGCAUAAGCCCCUCUGGUUUUCUCUUUCAUUUUUCCUUCCUCUUUCGCGUUGAAGCCCCAUCGGCGACGAUGAGGCGAAGAUAUUGAGGAAAGUGACGCAGGGGAGCAGUUUCCCUGAGCCCACCAGGAAGUGGAAUCGAUCCAGUUCACCGAGAUAGACUUCUGGGAACCGAGACAGAGGACGGUUCUCCAAAAACUUUACGUGACGUCUGGAGGAAUUCAGUAUGGCUUGACAAGAGCAUUAAGGAACGCAUGCUGCGCUGAGGUCUUGGGUGAACAGACGGCUCCUUGCAUGCAACAUCUGACUCACAGCAGGCUA
Molecule: messenger RNA, 2135 nt
Organism: Myripristis murdjan (pinecone soldierfish)
Lineage: Eukaryota; Metazoa; Chordata; Actinopteri; Holocentriformes; Holocentridae
Gene: nsl1
Product: NSL1 component of MIS12 kinetochore complex
Exons: 8
Coding region: 113-925 (270 amino acids)
Biological process (GO): mitotic sister chromatid segregation; regulation of transcription by RNA polymerase II
Cellular component (GO): MIS12/MIND type complex; kinetochore
Molecular function (GO): DNA-binding transcription factor activity; DNA binding
Source: RefSeq, a predicted model, not a curated record